Molecule: messenger RNA, 645 nt
Organism: Actinia tenebrosa (Australian red waratah sea anemone)
Lineage: Eukaryota; Metazoa; Cnidaria; Anthozoa; Actiniaria; Actiniidae
Product: beta-1,3-galactosyltransferase 1-like
Biological process (GO): protein O-linked glycosylation
Cellular component (GO): Golgi membrane
Molecular function (GO): hexosyltransferase activity
Source: RefSeq, a predicted model, not a curated record
CCUUGUAAAAGUUUAAAAUUCAGCAGAUCAUUAAUUCUUGUCUCUUGGCCAAAACAAAUCGCUGGUCAUUGAAUUCWCUCCUUCAAAUACCCAUUUUAGAAUAUCUGGAUAUCCUUAAUUGCUAACAGCUACGGAAGAAGAGGAAAAAUACUUCAUAAAUUUAUCCAUAAUUUAAGAAAAAAAAUUUAGGAUGAAAAUUGUGCUGGGGUGAAACUGAGACAUGGAACUUCAUUUUAAAACGAAAGGGAUUUUCCUCAUAACAUUUUUUAUCAUUGCUGUCUUCGUUCUUAAAGGAUAUGCCGUGGAAUGCUUUGCUUGUGGAAGUGACAACUCGCUAGACGAAUGCCAUGGGCGAAUAAAAAAGAUCACAUGCCCAAAUGGGUUUGACCGCUGCCUCAAAGCAAACUGGACCGCGGCCUUAUUUGGAGACAUAAGUGAAGGUUUUCUCCUAGGCUGUGCACGUUCUACGAUGUGUAAAUGGCAAAACUAUACAUACUGUACACAGACUUCCGGUAAAAUUUCUUGUGGGAUACACUGCUGUGAGAAUAACUUCUGUAACGSGGGCUCAAUUCCUGGCUUGAGUUUAACGUUUACUAUCUUCGUUGUUAUUUUGAGUAUAUUUUUAUCGGUUCGAUAAUUUUAGAU